UGCUGUACUUUGACCAAGACAUCUGUAUAAAUAAGCUGUGAGGAGGAGAAGUGGAAGGCAGGCAGAGCCCAGGCUGUGUACCAGACAUGGAGAGCACAGAUAACACAGUGGAGUCUGUGGUAGAAGUCCUCUUCUCCAAAAACCGCCAGGAGUGUGCCGAGCCAAUAAAAGCAGAAGUGCAAGGGUACAUACCAAAAUGGCUGCAAGGAACUCUUCUUCGCAAUGGUCCAGGAAUACACACCAUUGGAGAGAUGUCCUAUAAUCACUGGUUUGAUGGGCUAUCUUUACUGCAUAGUUUUACAUUUAAAAAUGGUGAAGUAUUCUACAGAAGUAAAUUCCUGCGUAGUGACACCUAUAAUUCCAACAUGGAGGCCAAGAGAAUAGUGGUGUCAGAAUUUGGCACCAUGGCUUAUCCAGACCCCUGCAAAAAUAUAUUUGCUAAAGCCUUCACGUACCUGUCACAUGUGGUGCCUGAGUUCACUGAUAAUUGCUUAAUUAACAUCAUAAAGUUUGGAGAUGAUUAUUAUGCUUCCUCUGAAACCAACUUUAUCAGAAAAAUUGAUCCACAGACUCUGGAUACCAUAGAAAAGGUAGACUAUAUGAAGUAUGUGACGGUUAAUUUGGCCACAUCUCAUCCACAUUAUGACAGUGCUGGCAACACAAUAAAUAUGGGAACAUCAAUUGGUGACAAAGGGAAAACAAAAUACAUGUUAUUUAAGGUUCCUCCUGUAACUGCAGAUAAUAAAAAGUCUCCCUUGAAGAAUGCUGAGGUUCUAUGCUCCAUUGCUGCCCAUCAUCUUCUAAGCCCCAGCUACUACCAUAGCUUUGGUAUGACAGAGAAUUACAUCAUCUUCAUAGAACAGCCCUUAAAGCUGGAAAUUAUGAAACUUGCAACUGCCUACUUCCGUGGCGUUAACUGGGGUUCGUGUAUUAGCUUCAAUAAGGACGACAAGACUUGGUUUCACAUUAUUGACAAGAGAACCAAAAAGCCAGUCACAGGAAAGUUUUAUACUGAUGCUUUGGUAGUUUACCAUCACAUUAAUGCUUAUGAAGAGGACGGUCAUAUUGUAUUUGACAUUGUUGCAUACAAGGACAAUAGUUUAUAUGAAAUGUUUUAUAUGGCCAAUAUAAGAAAUAAUCUUAAACCAGAGACUGCAAUGACCUCAACGCCAACCUGCAAGCGCUUUGUUAUCCCUCUUCAGUGUGCCAAGAAAGCAGAAGUGGGAGUGAACCUUGUACAGCUUCCAGAAACGACUGCAACAGCGGUCAAAGUUAAAGAAGGAGAGAUAUAUUGCCAGGCGGAGAUCAAAUGUGAAGGAAUUGAACUGCCUAGAAUUAACUACGCUUACAAUGGCAAGAAGUACAGAUACGUUUAUGCUUCUCAUGUUGAAUGGCGUCCAAUUCCCACCAGGAUAGUGAAGUUUGACAUUGUUACAAAGGAAAUGCUGGAAUGGACUGAUGAGAUGUGCUGGCCUGCUGAACCUUUGUUUGUACCACAUCCAGAUGCCAAAGAAGAAGAUGAUGGAGUUAUAUUAUCUUCCAUCGUGUCUUCCGAUCCCAAAAAAUCCCCAUUUCUACUCAUACUGGAUGCCAAAACAUUCAAAGAAAUAGGCCGUGCCAGCAUUAAUGCCGACAUACAUCUGGACCUGCAUGGAAUCUUCAUCCCACACAAUAACUGAACUGAGACCCAACAAGAUAAUCGAUAUACACCGGGAAAUCUCAGCAAUCAUCAAUAUUUCAGCAGACCUGAAAAGAGGAAAGUAGAAGAACCACCAAAAAUAUAGGAACCAAAACAUUCUAAAGUUCUAUAAGUGACCAGGAUCAUGGCCUAUAGUGACCGUGGCUGAUAAGUACAUUUUAUCUGUGGCACAUAAUUCAAGAUUCCGAGGUUCCGCUUCUGUUAUUUGUGUUUCUCAGUUCCUCCUGUGCUCCAUUUACAGCUUGUAUUAGUACUGGAUGCCAUAAAAAAGAGUAAGGCGAUACAAAUCUGCUGCUGUUAAUGAAGAACCACAGCACAGUUGGCAUAUAGACAGUCAAGAAGAAAAAGUACGGUAUUUUCCCUUGCCUGACACUAUUGAGAAUGAUAAUAUUAGAAAAAGGAUAACUGAAAGGGAUGCCAGUUAAUUAUUUACAUU
Rana temporaria (common frog) is the source of this 2135-nucleotide messenger RNA. RefSeq names its product beta-carotene oxygenase 1 (gene BCO1). Gene Ontology annotation, biological process: carotene catabolic process; retinal metabolic process. Bases 87 to 1679 code for a protein of 530 amino acids. Gene Ontology annotation, molecular function: carotenoid dioxygenase activity; beta-carotene 15,15'-dioxygenase activity. The transcript has 11 exons. The record is from RefSeq and is a predicted model, not a curated record. Lineage: Eukaryota; Metazoa; Chordata; Amphibia; Anura; Ranidae.